Messenger RNA from Cuculus canorus (common cuckoo), 1893 nucleotides. It is a transcript of the gene SARS1, whose product is annotated as seryl-tRNA synthetase 1. Gene Ontology annotation, cellular component: cytosol. Gene Ontology annotation, biological process: seryl-tRNA aminoacylation. Gene Ontology annotation, molecular function: tRNA binding; ATP binding; serine-tRNA ligase activity. The coding region runs from base 61 to 1608 and encodes 515 amino acids. The record is from RefSeq and is a predicted model, not a curated record. The transcript is spliced from 11 exons. Lineage: Eukaryota; Metazoa; Chordata; Aves; Cuculiformes; Cuculidae.
UAGCCCCGCCCCCUCGGCCCCUCGUGCGCACGCGCGCGGUGCCCGCUCCCCGCAGCCAUCAUGGUGCUGGAUCUGGAUCUGUUCCGCGCCGACAAGGGCGGCGACCCCGCCAUGGUGCGAGACAUGCAGCGCAAACGCUUCAAGGACCCCGCGCUCGUGGAUGCCCUCGUGCGGGCGGACGGCGCCUGGCGGAGGUGCAGGUUCCGUGCCGAUAACUUGAACAAGCUGAAGAACCUAUGCAGCAAAACGAUUGGAGACAAGAUGAAGAAGAAGGAGCCUGUGGGGACAGAUGAGUCCGUACCAGAGAGUGCGCAGAACCUCGAUGAACUGACGGCUGACAUCCUAGGGGCUCUGCAGGUAUCACAGAUCAAGAAAGUCCGUCUCCUCAUUGACGAAGCCAUCCUCAAGUGCGAUGCCGAGCGCCUGAGGCUGGAGGCAGAACGUUUUGAGAGCCUGCGGGAGAUAGGGAACCUCCUCCACCCCUCGGUGCCCAUCAGCAACGAUGAGGAUGCAGACAACAAAGUGGAACGGGUGUGGGGCGACUGCAGCUGCAGGAAGAAGUAUUCCCACGUGGACCUGGUGGUGAUGGUGGAUGGUUAUGAGGGAGAGAAGGGGGCCAUCGUCGCAGGCAGCCGAGGUUACUUCCUUAAGGGUCCCCUGGUGUUCCUGGAGCAGGCCCUGAUCCAGUACGCCCUGCAGAGCCUCCGCGCCAAGGGCUACACUCCCGUCUACACCCCCUUCUUCAUGCGGAAGGAGGUGAUGCAGGAGGUGGCCCAGCUCAGCCAGUUCGACGAGGAGCUCUACAAGGUGAUUGGCAAAGGCAGUGAGAAGGCAGAGGACAGCUCCAUCGAUGAGAAGUACCUGAUCGCCACCUCAGAGCAGCCCAUCGCUGCGCUGCACCGGGACGAGUGGCUGAAGCCGGAGGAUCUGCCCAUCAAGUACGCGGGGUUGUCCACCUGCUUCCGACAGGAGGUGGGCUCGCACGGCCGUGAUACCCGUGGCAUCUUCCGCGUCCACCAGUUUGAGAAGAUCGAGCAGUUUGUCUACGCCUCACCCCACGACAACAAGUCUUGGGAGAUGUUUGAGGAGAUGAUCGCCACAGCCGAGGAGUUCUACCAGUCCCUGGGCAUCCCUUACCACAUCGUCAACAUUGUCUCAGGCUCCCUCAACCACGCUGCCAGUAAGAAGCUGGAUCUGGAAGCCUGGUUCCCUGGUUCUGGUGCUUUCCGUGAGCUCGUGUCCUGCUCCAACUGCACCGACUACCAGGCGCGCCGCCUGCGCAUCCGCUACGGACAGACUAAGAAGAUGAUGGACAAGGUGGAGUUUGUGCAUAUGCUCAACGCCACCAUGUGUGCCACCACCCGCACCAUCUGCGCCAUCCUGGAGAACUACCAGACAGAGGAGGGCAUCCGCAUCCCGGAGAGGCUCCAAGACUUCAUGCCCCCAGACCUCCGGGAGCUGAUCCCAUUCGUGAGGCCGGCGCCCAUCGAGCAGGAGCUCUCCAAGAAGCAGAAGAAGCAGCAGGAGGGGGGCAAGAAGAAGGCGGGAGGGGGCAGCGAGCGCGUACUAGAGGAGCAGAUGCAGAACAUGGGCGUCAACAGCGCCUGAGCCCUCGCUCCGCAAACCCGUAACCUUCGGGGCCUCCUGAAUUGUGGAAUCAUCAUCUCAGGCUGGGCUGCGCCCAUCACCUUCGCUUCAGAGCCUGGAUCAGGCUGGGGGGGGCACCUGGCACGGCCUGCCCCCCCAGCACGGGGCGCCGUGCUCCCCUGGCCAAAGGACUGACGCUAGCGGGGCUCCAGCUCCCACAGCGGGGCUGGGGACGCCUCCCACUCCACCCUCUUCCAUAGGGACCGAGAUGUCCUUUCCCUCGCUCCAAUAAAGCCAAGAACUGCU